CCGGACCACACCAGAACAAACCCGCUUUGGCUUCUUGGCUCUUGCGUCGUUGGUUGAAAUAUGGAUUUUUACAGUGUGGACUUAUGAGUAACGCGUUCAUCUCGGCAAGGAGCCAUGUCUGUGAUCUGCCGAGCGACCGAAAUCCAUAUUUCUGAUCACAAUGGACUCUCGUUUUGCUCAACUGCGGCAGCGGGACAGCAGUGUGUCCAUGCUGAGGGUGAAACUGUCUCGCAGACGAUCUCUGUCCCAGAAAGAGAACCGAGAACGGGCCUUGAACUCCCGCAGACAGCUGGACAAACUGGUUGAGCUGGACUGCUCUGUACAGGACACUUCUGUGAUGAUGGUACACAUGCCGACCAUCCAGGAGACACAACCCAACAUUGUUAAAAAAUCUAAAAACGAGGCUGUCAUUGAGCGGAUGAAGCAACUGGAGCGCUGGAAAGAGAGGAAGGUGUUGGAGAAAGAGAAGGCGAGGAGGGAGAAGGAAUGCAGGGGGGUUUUCAAAGUGGGUCUGUAUCGGCCCGAAAACAGCUUUUCUCUCUCUCUGCUGCCACCAGUUCAAACUUCCAUAAUCAAUGAGACUAUCCAGAAAACACAUGAGAGUCAGAGUGGAAGAGUGACCCGCUCUAUGAAGCAGCAGCAGAAGCUGCUAAAGGAGAAUCAGCAAGGUCCUUCUGUGAGAAAAGUGGAAUCUGCUGUGGGAAGGACAACAAGAAGUCAAGUAGCUGUGAUGAACAGCAGCAAAGUCCCUGCAGCAGGGGCAGUGGAGCGCAUUCUGUCAGCUAGAUCAGUUAACAGGCCUCUGACAGCAGCUCCUCCUCAGGCCAAAGUCAAACCUGCUUCAGAUGCAAGAGCCACCAGGACCAGAGCGAAUGCCAAGCCAGGGGUGCCCCUAACUGGCAGAGGGAGGAACUGCAAAGUGAGCAAUGACAGAAAUCCUCCAGCCAUUUCAAAGGAUGCUGAGAAGAAGGCCGGUCCCAUCUCAUCCAGUGUAAAGGAGGUGAAGGACCAGGCUCCCUCUGACUCGAUCCCUCACAUGGGUUCUGACGAAGCGCAGCCUUCCUUUGCCCCACAAGGCUUCAUGUUUCAGGCUCCUGUCGGCCUCUCCUCCUUCAAAUUUGAUCCUCUCACUCCUCGCUCAGCAGACGCCUUCCUCACACCUAGUUCCAGCUUUAGUCUUCCUCCUGUCUUUGAUCCGGAGCCCGAGGCCAUGCUUAAGAGCCCCUCUCCUGCCAGGGCACCUGCCGCUCCGCUCAACCUCAGUGAACCUCAGCAUGAUGUGCCAUACUUCAGAUCUGAAAUGAACAAAGAGACCGAGAGACUGUUGGGUCUGUGUGACCUGUGGGGGGCCAAGUUGGAUGACGAGUCCAUUCCGGAGGAGAUGCAGGACCGCAUGCGUACAGCGAUUGGACAGGCCAGGCUAUUGAUGAAGGAGCGCUUUGCCCAGUUUAGCGGUCUGACAGACGACUGUGAGUUGGGCCGAGGGGAGAAGAUCACCACCUGCACUGACCUGCAAGGAUUCUGGGACAUGGUGUAUUUCCAGGUUGAAGAUGUCAACAAGAAGUUUGAUGCCCUGAAGGAGGCAGAGAGCCGAGGCUGGCUGGAGGAACAUAAAGCCCCUCCACUCCCGAAGAAGAGAGCGGUCAAGAAACAACCCUCCUGCGGAGCUGCCAAGCCAGCAGGGACCAACGCAGCCGCCAAGUCCCGUCUGGCUGCAUUCAAGGCUUCCAUGAAAGCUCGUCAGCAAGCUGCCGAGCUGCAGAAAGCUGCAGAGGAAAAUACCCAGUCAGACAGAGAAAUAGACACCGUGGUGUUCCAUGGAGGCUUCUUCCAGGUGGAGAGCCCAGCCAAACCAGCAGGUUUUGUGAAGACAGCCAGCCAUCACACUGCUGCUGUGCUGCAUGGAACCUCACCCGGCCUCUCUCUCACCAACACCACUCCCGGUCGAGCUACCCGCCACUCCAUAACAUCACAUGUCUCUCCUGCUCGGCCCAGCCUUACCCCCACCUGCCUCUCUGUUAACCUCGGGCAAAGCCCUCGUCCAAGAGCAAGGCGUCAACUGAGCCCUCCUCAGCGACCCAACAGCGUCAACGUUUCAGUCAGCUUUUCACCCAUAAUGGAUGUUCCCUCAGACGGCACUCGGCCUGACCAGUCUGAGCCGGUGUCCAGACCAGACGAGGUUAGCUCUGCUGCUUGUGACAGAGACAACAACGAAGCGGAAAGUGUUCUGGUACUGGCCCCGUCACUUGUACCCAGCCCUGCAGUCCAUGACCAAAACGGACCCGCUGAGGACAGAAACGCCAGCCUGUCUCUCUCUCCACGGUCUCCCUCUCCAUCCUGCCGUGUCACCGAGCCACCCUUGGCUCUGAGCUUCACCCGGUCUCCAUACUCUGCUUGCAUGAUGCCGGCCAGGCAAGAAACCACUUAUGCCAGCCUCCCUCUCGUCUCCUCGCCCGCUGCGAUCUCGGUUCCCAUGGAGACUCGAGAGUCCACAAGUGAACCUCCAGACAGAGAUGAUCCUGGGUUUGACUUCGAACGCUACCUCCAACCCUCAGAGAUAGAUAGCCUGUCAUCACCCAUGAUGGCAGAUAUAGAGAUGGAGAGUCCCAGAUCUCCGCCAAUCAAUUCGCUAACUCAGGAAGAGGCGGUUAUGAUUGCUACAGUUGUGCCAGCCGUGUCCACCCUCAGCACUCCUCACACACCACAGACCCAGGCUGACCUGUCGCUCUUUACCUUCACCCCUGACCUCAGGGACAGAAUCCGACAGUCCGUCUGUCCGAGGGAUCUCAUGGUCUUCACACCGCCCUCUGAUGUCUUUCAGGGAGAAUAAUCUUUCAGUGUAUGUGUGAUCAUGUCAUGUAUGUGUGUUGUGCGCUGCACAGAUUAAACCUGAGUGAAAAGCUGCGGGUUCAGGCUCGUUUACCAGCUUUUUUAGCCGGCUGCUUCUUCCUGGACCUGCUGGCCUGUUUGGCUG
Molecule: messenger RNA, 2974 nt
Organism: Lampris incognitus (smalleye Pacific opah)
Lineage: Eukaryota; Metazoa; Chordata; Actinopteri; Lampriformes; Lampridae
Gene: dlgap5
Product: discs, large (Drosophila) homolog-associated protein 5
Exons: 19
Coding region: 161-2830 (889 amino acids)
Biological process (GO): kinetochore assembly; mitotic spindle organization; signaling
Cellular component (GO): cytoplasm; spindle pole centrosome; nucleus
Molecular function (GO): microtubule binding
Source: RefSeq, a predicted model, not a curated record